AUGUUAAUUUUCCAUACAGACGAAAAGGUCAAGGCUGCCUUCAGAAAAGCAGCGCAGUUAUGGAGGGACGACACGUGCAUUGAUAUCGAAGAAUACGAUUGGACUAAACCGGGUUUUCGUACUUCGAAUUUCCUUGACGUCGAACCUGGAGAUGGAUGCGUUUCGCUUGUUGGUAAACCAAAACCAGGUCCGCAGAAUAUCACGCUCGGCGAAGGCUGUGGAACGGUAUGA
Molecule: messenger RNA, 231 nt
Organism: Ostertagia ostertagi
Lineage: Eukaryota; Metazoa; Nematoda; Chromadorea; Rhabditida; Trichostrongylidae
Source: the annotation of a GenBank genome assembly